AUGGCCAUUGGGAAUGUUGGUAGGGAGGUGGGUUGGAAGGUCCGAGGGAGGAAGUGGCAGAAGGAGGGGGGGUGUAGCAGUUGCGACGUGAGGGAGCAGGAGGAGCGGGUAGUGGUGAGUCAGUACAAGGCUGAAUUGGGGAAGGUGCAUUGGCCACCUCUGCUUGCUUCCGCUUGCUCCCCCCUCCACAUUUCCCAUCUGCUCGCCAUACCGCCCGCGCAGCACCCCCAUCUUCAACUCCCUUCUCUCUGCGCCCUCCAUCACUCACCCUCCCUCUCUGACCACCUGCAAAAGGCGUCUUCCGAACUUCAGGGGUCACAUUACAAGGAAGAACACACCCCUACUCCGUCUGCACCCUGUCCCUCAUCCCUCCCCUCGGUCCCCUUCUUGUCCGAGUCUUCAGGAGUGCCGGAGUCACAAAACCGCCGCAUGGUUUAUUACCCCCUUCUCCUCUCCCGCGCCCCUCUUCACCCCCCCACGCCUCUCCCAUCACACCACACGCCUCCUCCUCCUCACACUCUACCUCAUACUCCCCCUUCACCCACCUCUCCCUCCCUAGACGUCGCCUUCCCCUCAUCCCGAGGCCGUCCGUUCGCCCACGUUCUUACUCCCACGUUCGGCCCCGCGCUCGCCGCUGCGUUCGCCCCUCGAUCCAAGCCUUGCCGUGUUCCUCUCUUGGCACCUCGAGCGUCUGCGUUGCCUCUCCUCCCCCCAUUCUCGGUCCUCCCCGUCCUCUCCGCAAUCCCUCUCGCCUCCUUCGCACUCUCCUCCCUCGAUCCCUCUGUUGGCCCACCUGCCGCCGCAGCUCUCCCUAUACCCCCCGCACCCGCCGUAACCCUUGCCGGGCCCCGUCCAGACGAACCAGCAGCAGCACCACCCUUGCCAGCCGUACCUGCUGCUGCUGCUGCUGCUGCUCGUGGUACUGCCUCUGCGCCGGACUCUGCUCCUGUGCCCCCCACCAUUGAUGCACCUAGCGCUGAUGCUACAGCUUGCCCUAGCACCCCUCCACCCUCCUCCACACCCUCUGUCACGCCCUCUCGCCCCUUUCCUCUCCUAGUCCCUGCCCCUGCCCCGUCUUCGGGGCCGUUACAAGUUUCUCCCCCACUUCCUGCCUCCCUCGCAAUUUCCUUCCCUAUCCCUUCCCCGUUCCCAUCUCCUUCCAGUGGCCCGAUUCCCCUCCCUUUCCCUGUCGCUACAGCAGCUCCCGAGGCAGCAUCAGCGGAAACAGCAGCAGAUCUGCGCCUCCUCGUGGGCGGACUCCGCGCCAACAGCCCCGGGAGAAGCAGCUUUUCCACCUCUCUCUUUCGACUGCACCUCCGCACCUCCUUCUUCCGAUCCGUUUGCCGCCCCUCCUCAACUUGCCCUGCCUCAUCGCUUCCCUCCCUUGAUUCUCCGCACUGGCUUCCCUCUCCCCCCUCGGGGAAUGUCGCGACGAAAUCAUGUGGCCCGCUUCCCCUCCCUUUCCCUGUCGCUACAGCAGCUCCCAAGGCAGCAUCAGCGGCAACAGCAGCAGAUCUGCGCCUCCUUGUGGGCGGACUCCGCGCCAACAGCCCCGGGAGAAGCAGCUUUUCCGCCUCUCGCUUUCGACUACACCUCCGCACCUCCUUCUUCCGAUCCGUUUGCCGCCCCUCCUCAACUUGCCCUACCUCAUCGCUUCCCUCCCUUGAUUCUCCGCACUGGCUUCCCUCUCCCCCCUCGGGGAAUGUCGCGACUAAACCAUGGUGA
Closterium sp. NIES-65 is the source of this 1725-nucleotide messenger RNA. Lineage: Eukaryota; Viridiplantae; Streptophyta; Zygnematophyceae; Desmidiales; Closteriaceae. The record is from the annotation of a GenBank genome assembly.